UUCACAAACUGUUGUAGACACACUUCACGCCCUGUUGAAUAGUCAAUAGAUUAACGUCGUCGGUUUACAGUAAUUCCGUUACUCCGUAGGCAAAUUGGGUUUCCUCAGCCACAUACUUAAUUUCAGACUUUGCCAAGAUGCCAGUUCAUCGCACAACAGUGAUUAACAGUAAUGUUGUGACUUCCCAAGUUGGUAUUGUGCGACUUCUUGAGAUCAUUUUUACCUGCGUUACCUUCAGUCUAGUGGUACACCGUGGUGGGUGGCACUCGCACCAUGCUGGAGAUUGGUGCAUGUUCUGCUGGUGUUUCUGCUUUUCUGUCAGCGUUUUAAUUGUGUUAGUGGAACUUUUUGGACUACAAAACAGAGUUCCUGUGUCUUGGAAAAAUUUCCCUAUUACUUUUGCAAUGUUUGCAACAUUGUUGUGUUUGUCUGCCUCUGUCAUUUACCCUAUAUUCUUCCUGAACACGGGUGUGCAGCCCUACCGUGAGAUAAGAGAUUAUCGUAUUGCUGCCACAGUUUUCUCAUGCCUGGCCUUCAUUGCUUAUACAAUAGAGGUAUCUAUGACCCGAGCAAAGCCUGGAGAAGUUACUGGAUAUAUGGCCACAGUGCCUGGCCUUUUGAAAGUGGUGGAAGGUUUCACAGCGUGCAUUAUCUUUGUUUUAAUCAGUGAACCUGUUUCUUAUGCCAGUCAUGAUGCACUUAAAUGGUGCCUUGCAGUCUACUGCAUCUGUUUUAUCCUUUGCAUUUUGGUUAUUAUCCUUUGUGUGGGCGAGUGUACUGGGUGGCUGCCGUUUGCGUUCGACAAGUUCCUUAGUGCCUAUGCCCUGCUUGCAGUCUUGAUGUAUGCCUCAGCCACUAUCAUCUGGCCCAUUUUCAAGUUUGACAAAAAUCAUGGUGGUCAAGACCGUCGCCCAGAUUAUUGCAAAAACCGUGUAUUAUGUGAUUGGGAUAAACUUAUUGGCAUUGCCGUGCUGACUGCUUUCAACCUGAUCAUUUACAUCGCUGAUCUUGUCUACUCUGCCAGACUCAUCUUCAUCAGAGUCCCAUAAUCUGAAUGCUAUUAGCCCUAGCCUUCCAUCUGACUCCAGUCCUCCAGCUGCCUUUGUUAAAAGUAUGCAUAUUUUUAUACUGUAACUUGCUGACUUUUUUUAAGUCUGCUUCCUUCAGUAGCGAGUCCCACUGGGGGUAUGAAUACAUAUUCUGAGUAUUUGUAGAAAACAUGACUUUAUUGCAUUAACCAAAAAUCUCACCAACAGGAUUUUUCGACAAAACCAUUUACCAGUGAACAGCAUUUUGUAGAUUUCUUGGGCAAAAAUCUAAAUGAAAAGGACACCAUUGAAGUAUUUUCAGAUGGCCACCAAGAACAUUGAUUUCAGUUUGUAUACAGAAGGGGAAAUAAUUGUAUGGAGUACAACUAAAAGUGUUACUUUCUUUUACAAAAAUCAUCCCUGAAUGAGUUUUUGACCAAGAGUGUUUUUAUUAGAUUGUCCUGUAUUUUAAUUGUUUUUUGCUGUUUUCUUCCAUGCUCUUCAUAUUUGUAUCUUACUGGAAAAGUAGAAAAAAAAACAUGGGGCCUUCACCUACUGAAUAGUUUCUGGUUCAGCAGAUUUUUCCUAAAAGGUCACGUACAGAUGAUAUAAUUUGGGUUUUUGAAAUUCUGUGGUAUGGCAAGUAACCCAGUUUAAGUACAUGGGUACUACUGGAAUUGAAGUGAAAAAAAUUGACUCAAAGCAGUCCUAAUUGUAAGUUUACCUCAAAGUAAUAACUGAAUACUUUCCAUGUAGAUCAAAGACUAAAAUGUGUUAUUCUACAUUGCCUUUCUUGCUAUUUCUUCAUCUGCUAUGGUAGAAAGAGGUAACUCUGAAGUUAGUGUAAGGCUAUGGCCUCAUCAUUCCAAUGUCUUUGUUAAAUACUGGACACAUUCAUAUUUAAAGUAUAUUUUUAAAUAUUCCUGGAAAAUGUCAACGUCUACAGACAAGGUUUUAGCAGAUGGCAUUCAUGUUUUCUUCAGAUGUCUGUGUUAAACAAUGAAAUAAUACUGUGGUAAAACUAAAAGGAAAUUGUCUUUUGGUUUUAAUACUCAUUUUAAGGAUUGAAUGCAAGACCAGCUAUUCAGCAGUACUUUUGUGAUUUAUACUCAGCAUUUCAUUUCAGUUUAUGGCUUUCUUGCGUUAUUUUCUAUAAGCUCUGUCACACUGUAUGCCUUUUCUGCAUGUACACAACAUUCUUCAUUAAAUACUGCAACAAAUGGCAUUUUUUUUUACAAUUAUUUCAAGAAGUUUAGCAUUUACUGCAGGCAAGAGUAAACUGUAAAAAGGAAAUUAUGUAAAACAACUUCAGCAAUGUUUUGUUGUCUGUGUAAUUUUUCUAUGCUCUGAUCAGUCUUGUUAAUUCCUUACAAAAUUAGAGAAAAUGUGGGGAUGCAUUUCCAAUUAGCAAAGCUUUCAAAGUUGUAUGCCCUAUGCUGUGUAUAUUUAGUGAUGUGUCUAUCAGCGUUUUACUUUCAUGCAAAAAGUCAAUGCAUUUGUACCCAUUUGUGUACUCUUCAAGCUUGCUACACAGAACAGUAUUUUAUGUGUGUGUUGUAGUUGUUGUUCAUAAAUCUUCUUAAAUGAAAAUAUAAAAUUUGAUGUAUAUAAAGCAUUUACUUUGUCUUCCGAUUCUCA
Messenger RNA from Protopterus annectens (West African lungfish), 2666 nucleotides. Its product is annotated as myeloid-associated differentiation marker homolog. Lineage: Eukaryota; Metazoa; Chordata; Ceratodontiformes; Protopteridae. Gene Ontology annotation, cellular component: membrane. The coding region runs from base 138 to 1049 and encodes 303 amino acids. The record is from RefSeq and is a predicted model, not a curated record. The transcript has 2 exons.